AUGAGUUAUUUUACCUUCCCUUGUUUAUUAAAGGCUACGGAAAGAUAUUACAUUAACUUAAAAUAUUCCUUUAGUGGGGCUAGUAAUCGAACUCUUUCUUUUUCGACUAAAGUAUCUACACCUAAUGCCUUGAAUGGACAACUUCCUUUUAGAAAACGUUUAAAAAACACCCCUGUGGUUUCCUCUAUACGAAAGAGGGUGGAUGAACUAGAUUUAGGGAAGAGAACAAGAAGAAGACUUAAUAACUGUGUUUUAAACGCCCUCAAGCACAAUAUUUCUGAGAAGCUUUUUAUUUGCAAGCUAGAGAAAGUGGCUUCUACUGCCUUGUUUGACUCUCUUAAAUCUUCAGAUGUUCCAGAGUUUGCUUUUUGCGGCCGCUCCAACGUUGGUAAGUCAACAUUGCUAAAUUUAAUAAGUAAGUCGAAACCGGCUGUGGUUUCUAACAGCCCAGGAGAAACAAAAAGGAUAGACGUGUAUACGUUGCAGAACAAAAUCAAUUUUACUGACUUGCCUGGCUAUGGCUUUGCAUAUGCCCACGAAGAAGAAAGAAGAUGUUGGUUGCACGCUGUGCAAAGAUAUCUUUGUGAAAGAAAAAACUUACGUUUAAUUUUCGCUUUAGUUGAUUCACGGCAUGGUUUUAAAUCUAUUGAUAAGGAGUUUUUAAACUUUUUAGAUCGGUAUAACGCCAAUUAUCGGGUAAUACUAACAAAAUGCGAUCUACCGAAUGCGGAUAAUCUUUACAGAGUUAUUCACGGGGUUGAAGAAAGUCUGAAAGCGAGGCUGCACCCGUAUCCUUGUCUUUUGAUUAGCCGGCAAAGUAUCCAGAGCAUAGAAUCUUUUAGAAAGUAUCUUUUGGUCAAGUCAGGAUUAAAUCGAUAAGGACAGCAAAUUCUUUAUAGUCGAUUAGUCCAUCACCAUUUGAGUCAGCAACGUUAAUCAUGUCCUCAAUCUUUUUAGCGCCGCUUAGAGUAGUUAUUAACUGCAAGCGGAGGGUUAUAACUUCAUUACUUCUCGAUCUGUCAGAUUCUCUCCCAUGCAGGACAUUAAAUGCCUUAGCUCUGCUGGACUUAUAAAUCUAAAAAAGUUACGUUACUAUAUACUAUUUUCAUGGAAUAUAAUUACUUAAGUAAAUUACCCAUCGUUGUC
Zophobas morio is the source of this 1146-nucleotide messenger RNA. RefSeq names its product probable GTP-binding protein EngB. The record is from RefSeq and is a predicted model, not a curated record. The transcript is spliced from 9 exons. NCBI's taxonomy places the organism in Eukaryota, Metazoa, Arthropoda, Insecta, Coleoptera, Tenebrionidae. Gene Ontology annotation, molecular function: GTP binding. The coding region runs from base 1 to 879 and encodes 292 amino acids.